AUGGCUAAUAUGUUAAGUCUUGAAAGGUCCGCAUUGUUGGUGCAAGUAUCAUGGUGGUUGGCGUUGCCCAUUCUUGCUAUCUUGUAUGGCUGUUUUCUGGUCGUAUACCGCCUUUAUCUUCACCCUUUAGCCAAGUUCCCUGGUCCCAAGCUCGCUGCAAGUACGAAGUGGUACGAGUUUUACUAUGAUGUAGUAAAGAGCCCUGGCGGGCAGUUCUUUUACAAGUUGAGCGAGAUGCACGACAAGUACGGGCCUAUUGUUCGGCCUAAUCCUCAUGAAAUUCACAUUCGCGAUCCUGCAUUCUUCGACACUCUUUAUGCUCCAAACCCGACUGUCCGGCACAAAUAUCCCCCUUCUACAGAGAUGGCGGGGCUACCAUUUGGCACACACGGCACAGUGGACCACCACGCCCAUAAACAGCGUCGCAUGGCCAACUCACGGAUGUUCUCGAAACGCGCUGUUGCAAGUGCGCAAAGUCUGAUACAUGGACACAUCGAAAAGUUGGCCCAAAUUUUUGAAUCAAAAUGCGGCACGGACGAGCCAAUAGACAUGCAGACAACGUUUUUAGCCUAUACAACCGAUGUUAUCUAUCACUACAUGUUCAACAUUCAAGCUGGAUACCAAAACAACCCCGAAGCUGCCAAAAGUUGGAGGCAUUCAAUGGAAGCCGUGGCUCAAGCAACGCCCUUCUCUAAACAAUUUCCGUGGCUUAACGCAAGGUUACUAACGCUCCCAACCUGGAUACUGCAGCCCAUACUUAAGCAGAUCCAGCCUGACCUAGCAGGACUAUUGGGGGCGCAUAAGCUUAUGGCCGAUAUCGUUUCAUCUUACAUUAAGGACCGAAACUCCCAGGACAUGAAGUCAGGCAAAGAGGAUGUUAAACCGGAGACAAUAUUCCACUCUAUCGAUCAAAGUAACCUCCCCUCUAUUGAGAAAACACCGCUUCGUUUGUACCAGGAAGGUCUGACGGUACUCUUCGCGGGAGGCGAAACGGGGUCAAGGCUUUUAGCCCACACCAUUUUCCACUUACUUCAAAACCCGGAUGUCCUGAUUAAAGUUAAGCAAGAGAUUAUUGAGGCAGCAGGCGACUCCAACCAAGUACCCGAUGUCAAGAUUCUGGAAACUCUACCUUGGCUUGCCGCAUCAGUACGAGAGUCGCUACGAUUAAGGGCAGCAACUACAUCUCGACUCCCACUUGUCCUAAACCAAGAUUUGUUUUACAAAGACUGGUUGAUCCCUGCAGGGACGCCUGUUAGUAUGACUCAUAGUGACAUUCUUCACAACGAUGAAAUAUUCCCAGAGGCUAUGAAGUUCAAACCGGAGAGGUGGUUCAAUCCUACUGAGCAACAAAAGAGAAUGUACGUACCUUUUGGCAAGGGUACAAGGAUGUGCAUUGGCGUAGAAUUUGCCUAUAUUGAGAUGUACAUGUCAUUGGCUACUAUUAUGUGUCGCUUCGACCUUGAACUCUUUGACACUACCUGGGAACGAGAUGUUGCCUAUUCAAGGGACUGUUUCCUGGGCGAGGCUUCCCCUUCUAGUCAGGGGAUCCGUGUAAAGGUCCGCGGGGACAGCAAGCGAUUCAAGAAAGACUGA
Messenger RNA from Xylaria bambusicola, 1593 nucleotides. RefSeq names its product cytochrome P450. The record is from RefSeq and is a predicted model, not a curated record. The transcript is spliced from 7 exons. NCBI's taxonomy places the organism in Eukaryota, Fungi, Ascomycota, Sordariomycetes, Xylariales, Xylariaceae. Gene Ontology annotation, molecular function: monooxygenase activity; heme binding; oxidoreductase activity, acting on paired donors, with incorporation or reduction of molecular oxygen. The coding region runs from base 1 to 1593 and encodes 530 amino acids.